CCACAUCACACAGAGAGAUGGAACAGCUGGCAGUGUUUCAGAUCCCUGGAUUUACAAAUAAUCCGAAUUAAACGCGUUCACUGGCGAAACGGUUAUAUAAGUUUCAGUCCGCCGUCACUUUCGGUUCAGAGGAGUACAUCCGGUAAAUGUUUGGGACACGAUUUUAAACCCUGGCAUGUUUUCAGACAUCAUGGACUACGAGCUAGAAGAAGAUAAGCUUGGGAUUCCCACAGUUCCUGGAACAGUGACACUAAAGAAGGAUGCACAGAACCUGAUUGGGAUCAGUAUAGGGGGCGGGGCUCAGUACUGCCCAUGUCUCUACAUUGUACAGGUGUUUGAUAACACUCCAGCAGCACUGGAUGGGACUUUGGCUGCAGGUGAUGAGAUCACAGGUGUAAACGGUAAAGCAGUAAAGGGCAAGACCAAGGUGGAAGUGGCCAAGAUGAUUCAGGCUGUACAGGGCGAAGCAGUGAUACACUAUAAUAAACUACAGGCUGACCCCAAACAGGGCAAAUCCCUAGAUAUUGUGUUGAAGAAAGUGAAGCACCGGUUGGUGGAGAACAUGAGCUCAGGAACAGCAGAUGCACUCGGACUGAGCAGAGCCAUCCUCUGCAACGAUGGACUUGUAAAGAAACUGGAGGAACUGGAGAAAACUGCAGAGCUGUACAAAGGGCUGAUGGAACACAGUAAACGGUUACUCAGGGCAUUCUUUGAGCUCUCACAGACACACAGAGCAUUUGGUGAUGUGUUCUCUGUGAUCGGGGUUCGGGAGCCUCAGGCUGCAGCCAGUGAGGCGUUUGUGAAAUUUGCAGAAGCUCAUCGUAACAUUGAGAAAUACGGAAUCCAGCUGCUGAAAACCAUCAAACCUAUGCUCCAUGAUUUGAACACGUACCUCCAUAAGGCGAUCCCAGACACCAAACUGACAAUCCGCAAAUACCUGGACGUCAAGUUUGAGUACCUGUCAUACUGUUUGAAGGUGAAGGAGAUGGACGAUGAGGAGUACAGCUGCAUUGCACUGGGAGAGCCGCUGUACCGCGUCAGCACGGGGAACUACGAGUACCGUCUGAUUCUGCGAUGUCGACAGGAAGCUCGCACUCGAUUCGCUAAAAUGCGUAAAGAUGUUCUGGAGAAGAUCGAGCUGCUUGACCAGAAACAUGUUCAGGACAUUGUGUUCCAGCUACAGAGGUUCGUCUCGGGGAUGUCGCGUUACUAUGACGAGUGUUACGCUGUGCUGAAAGAGGCCGAUGUUUUUCCUAUCGAGGUGGACCUCUCACGUACCACCCUCAACUACACCGGCCCAAACUACGAGGAUGAGGAAGAGGAGGGCGAGGAGGAGCGAGAAGAGGAGAAAAGAGAGCAGACUGAGAAUGGAGCAGAGAAACUGAUUGAUGAUGAAUGAAUGAUGGCGUGAAGGAGAAUGAACAGUGGAGGAGGAGAAAUAAUUCUAAUGCAGAACAAGUGGGAGAGUGUCUGUUUUUGUUAUUUUCCCCAUAUUCCUGCUGUGAGUGUGUGUGUGUGUGUGUGUGUGUGUGUGUGUGUGUGUGUGUGUGUGUGUGUGUGUGUGUGUGUGUGUUUGUGUUAAACUGUAGUCAUUUAUCUGUGUAUGUAAUUAGCAAUCUUUCAGUUAGGACACAAAUCCACCUCUAAUCCUUUCAUCAUGGAUUUCAGACUCUCACUUACUCACUCUCACUCUCGCCCACUAUCUCCUACUUACUCACUAUUUCACUCCCGCCCACUAUCUCAUACUCACUCACUAUCUCACUCUCGCCCACUAUCUCAUACUCACUCACUAUCUCACUCUCUCCCACUAUCUCAU
This is a messenger RNA of Silurus meridionalis, 1816 nucleotides long. It is a transcript of the gene pick1, whose product is annotated as protein interacting with prkca 1. Gene Ontology annotation, cellular component: postsynaptic density; synaptic vesicle; trans-Golgi network membrane. The coding region runs from base 176 to 1399 and encodes 407 amino acids. The record is from RefSeq and is a predicted model, not a curated record. Gene Ontology annotation, biological process: regulation of Arp2/3 complex-mediated actin nucleation; receptor clustering; positive regulation of receptor internalization. Gene Ontology annotation, molecular function: phospholipid binding; protein kinase C binding; protein domain specific binding. Lineage: Eukaryota; Metazoa; Chordata; Actinopteri; Siluriformes; Siluridae. The transcript has 13 exons.